AUGGCUACCGACGCCUCGCCGAAAUUCAAAAAAUCCGAUCUGAUAGCGGUCCCUCAGCCACCCGACUACCAACCGGAAAUUACAGUUUCGCCGGAGCACGACGGCCUCCACUUUUGGCAGUUUAUGAUCGCUGGAUCAAUCGCGGGUGUGGUGGAGCACAUGGCAAUGUUUCCCGUUGAUACAAUCAAAACCCAGAUGCAAGCCAUGGUCUCUUGCCCUGUUAAAUCCGCGAGCGUAAAACAGGCUGUACAAUCUAUUUUGAAGUCUGACGGGCCGAUAGGUUUUUAUCGCGGCAUCGGGGCUAUGGGUCUGGGCGCUGGUCCAGCCCACGCCGUUUAUUUUUCUGUUUAUGAAUUUUGUAAGAAGAGAUUUUCACGUGGAAAUCCAAAUAAUCAUGUAGCCCACGCUGUGUCAGGGGUUUUUGCAACUAUUGCGAGUGAUGCAGUAUUUACUCCUAUGGAUAUGGUUAAGCAGAGGCUGCAAUUGAGCAGUAGUCCUUAUAUGGGGGUGUGGGAUUGUGUAAAGAGGGUGCUGAGGGAGGAGGGAAUUAGAGCCUUCUAUGCGUCUUAUAGGACCACCGUUCUAAUGAAUGCACCUUUCACUGCAGUUCAUUUUGCCACCUAUGAGGCAGCAAAAAGGGGUUUGAUGGAGGUGUCACCCGAAAGUGUGAGCGAUGAGAGGUUGGUAGUUCAUGCCACGGCUGGAGCUGUGGCAGGAGCAUUGGCUGCUGCAGUUACGACCCCACUUGACGUUGUGAAGACCCAGUUACAGUGUCAGGGCGUAUGUGGAUGCGAUAGAUAUGUUAAUGGUUCGAUCAGGGACGUUACUCGAACAAUAGUGAAGAGAGACGGAUAUGUUGGUCUAAUGAGAGGGUGGAUGCCGAGGAUGCUCUUCCAUGCUCCGGCUGCUGCAAUUUGCUGGUCGACGUAUGAAGCUGGAAAAUCCUUCUUUCAAGAUUUAAACACUAGCAGCAAUGACAAUGUCACCUGA
Messenger RNA from Fraxinus pennsylvanica, 990 nucleotides. The record is from the annotation of a GenBank genome assembly. NCBI's taxonomy places the organism in Eukaryota, Viridiplantae, Streptophyta, Magnoliopsida, Lamiales, Oleaceae.